Molecule: messenger RNA, 1955 nt
Organism: Marmota monax (woodchuck)
Lineage: Eukaryota; Metazoa; Chordata; Mammalia; Rodentia; Sciuridae
Product: cGMP-specific 3',5'-cyclic phosphodiesterase-like
Exons: 8
Coding region: 1-1509 (502 amino acids)
Molecular function (GO): protein binding
Source: RefSeq, a predicted model, not a curated record
AUGAGGAUGGUGAUUGACAUUCAGCUCCGUGUGGACACUGGAGGGACGCCUUCGGCCCAGGAGCUCUUCAGGGACACCUAUGCCAUCACAGGAGACCUCCUCACAUUAACAGGGUCACAUAGCGUCUUCCGCACCAGAUUCUGGCAACAGGCCUUCUCAGUAACCCCAUCGCCACCUCUGCCACCACUUAGCCCUCGAAGCCUGGGCAUCCCCGAUGGCAGAAUCCAUGGACGAUCUCACCCUCAGCCAUUCUUCAGCCCUUCCUGUUUCUGUAUUGUUAGCUUCAAGCAGGGCACGGUCCUGUCGGAGGCCCACAGCUACUCCACGGGCCUGUCCGGGUGGCAGCGCGCGCCUCGCUUCUCCCCACCCCGCUCCUGGAGGGCGGAGCUGCGCCCCGACCUCGCGGACACACCCGCGCGCCCCGCAGCCGGCGCACAGGCGCACCCCAGCGGCCGCCGCCUCCUGCAGCCGCUGCCUCCCGAGCCCGCAGUCGCCGCCGCUGCCCGGGAGCGGCACGCGGUGCCCGGUCCUCAUCACACCCCGGGCGCGGCUGCUGUGCGGCCCCGCCCUCCACACCUGGGCCUGCGGGCCGGGGCGGGGCGCGAGGUGGCCCCGGGCGCUCCCCAGGGCCGGCGCAGCGAGGCGGGGAGGGUCGCGCGCACGCAGCUCCGGGAGGGACCCGGGCGGAAGGCAGCCCCGAGCGCCAUGGACCGCGCGGGCCCGGGCCCCGGGCGGCCGGACCCCGACUGGGUGGAAGCCUGGCUGGACGACCACCGGGACUUCACCUCUUCCUACUUUGUUAGAAAGGCCACCAGGGAAAUGGUCAACGCGUGGUUUGCUGAGAGAGUGCACACCAUCCCCGUGUGCAGGGACGGCGUCCGAGGCCACCCCGAGUCUUGCUCGUGCCCCUUGCCGCCCAGUCCCCGCGCAGACAGCAGUGCCCCUGGGACACCAGCCAGGAAGAUCUCUGCCUCGGAGUUCGACAGGCCCCUGAGACCCAUCCUCGUCAAGGACUCCGAGGGCGCCGUGAGCUUCCUGUCCGACGCAGGGAAGCAGGAGCAGAUGCCUCUCACCCCUCCACGCUUCGACAGUGACGAAGGGGACCAGUGCUCCAGGCUCCUGGAGUUAGUGAAGGACAUUUCCAGCCACCUGGACGUCACGGCCCUGUGCCACAAGAUCUUCCUGCACAUCCACGGGCUCAUCGCGGCUGACCGCUACUCCCUGUUCCUCGUGUGCGAGGACAGCUCCAACGACAAGUUCCUGGUCAGCCGGCUCUUCGAUGUCGCGGAGGGGACGACGCUGGAGGAGGCCUCCAACAGCUGCAUCCGCCUGGAGUGGAACAAAGGCAUCGUGGGGCACGUGGCCGCGCUGGGCGAGCCCCUGAACAUCAAGGAUGCCUACGAGGAUCCCCGGUUCAAUGCAGAAGUCGACCAAAUCACAGGCUACAGGACACAAAGUAUUCUCUGUAUGCCAAUUAAGAAUCACAGGGAGGAGACAAGUGGGAAAUAGAGUCCCCUGAAACAAACUUGAAAGUCUAUAAACAAGCUGCGGCAGGGAGAAACCAGGUGCCCGGAACCAGGAGGGGAGUCCCAGGCGAGAGGAGCAAGGGACCAGAGACAGGUGGGCUGUGGGGCGCGGGCCGGGUGGCCAGGGAACUGCACUCACAGGCUGGGGCUUGCCCAGGUGGGAGGUGGAGAGCGGGGGACAGCCACUAGAGCCACACACUGCACCACCCCUGGAGCAGCAGGACCAGGCCACACACAGCCGGAGGGAGUCCCGUCCACCAGCGCAGGGACACUGGCCCCUUGCGGAACCUGAGGCCCCAUGGAAAGCCGCCUGCUGAGGAGCGUACAGUCAAAUCGGUGCCUUCAGAGAGAGCGAGCAGGACGGGCACCGGUGUAACAGGCAGAGGAAGGGACAGGCAGGUGUGAAGAAGGAAUCGACGGAGACUCUAG